This is a messenger RNA of Lotus japonicus, 1170 nucleotides long. Its product is annotated as ethylene-responsive transcription factor ERF014-like. The transcript has a single exon. Gene Ontology annotation, molecular function: DNA binding; DNA-binding transcription factor activity. Gene Ontology annotation, biological process: regulation of DNA-templated transcription. The record is from RefSeq and is a predicted model, not a curated record. Lineage: Eukaryota; Viridiplantae; Streptophyta; Magnoliopsida; Fabales; Fabaceae. Bases 142 to 861 code for a protein of 239 amino acids.
CUGCUUCAUUCAUCUCAUCACAUUCAAAACAGCUCCAAGAGAAACCAAAAAGUCACACACAUUAAAACAGAGAGAGAGAGAGAGAGAGAGAAACACCUUCAACUUCAACACCCUUUUGUAUCAACCAGUUUUAGUUCAAACAUGGUGAAGGCAGAGAUCAAGAUCGACACAGAGCCAUCAGCAAAGGCAAGGCAGGCUUUGUCUCCAACAUCAUCCUCAUCAUCAUCAGCAAUGUCCAAUGAGAAGAAGAAGAAGUACAAGGGAGUGAGAAUGAGAACCUGGGGCUCAUGGGUUUCAGAGAUCAGAGCACCAAACCAGAAAACAAGGAUAUGGUUGGGUUCUUAUUCAACUGCAGAAGCAGCAGCAAGAGCCUAUGAUGCUGCACUUCUCUGCCUCAAAGGGUCUUCUGCCACCAAUCUGAACUUCCCUUCAAGUGCUUCACAUUUCAUUCCUCCUCAAGACACUGCCAUGAAUCCUAAAUCAAUUCAAAGAUUUGCUGCUGCUGCUGCAAAUAACAGUUUUGUGGACAAUGGUUCACCUUCUCCUCCUCCUCAACCUCCUUCAAAUUCUUCCUCAUUGGUCUCAUCCCCAUCAAUGUCAUCAUCUCCUUCAGAUAAAAUAGAUGAUGAUGUCUCACUCUUUUCUUCCAUUGGGGCCAACAACACUGGCUCUGAAUAUCAAGCAAAUAAUGAAUCAAUGGCUAUGAUUCAGUCUUGGUCUUGGUAUGGCUUUGAUGACAUUCAAUUCCCAAAACAUGGGGAUCAAAUGCUGAGUGGGGAUGUGUUUGACAUUGAUGCAGCCCAGGCACUUGAUGAUUGGUACUAUGAGGAAAGUGACAUUCGUUUGUGGAGCUUCUCCUAAGUGAAAUUGAAGUCACCCCCAAAUUCUUUUUCUCACAAAAUUCAUAUUUAUUUGUCUUCAGUACUGACUGUGACCAAAUUAAAACUAUAUACUCUAGAAGAUAUUGAUAAAGAGAUGAGACAAUUUUUAGUUUCUUUGUUGAUUUCUGCAUAUUUAAAUGUAUUAUUGAUGCAAAGCUUGUUAAUUAUUUAGAUAUUAUAAAUAGUUUCGUUGGUUUAUGUAAUUUCAUAAAUGGAGGGACAAAAAACAUAUGGUCAUGAAGAUGUUAGUAAUUACAACUUAUAAUCAAUUCCUUUCAUUGAUUUUCUC